This is a messenger RNA of Trematosphaeria pertusa, 621 nucleotides long. RefSeq lists its product as uncharacterized. Bases 1 to 621 code for a protein of 206 amino acids. The record is from RefSeq and is a predicted model, not a curated record. The transcript has a single exon. Lineage: Eukaryota; Fungi; Ascomycota; Dothideomycetes; Pleosporales; Trematosphaeriaceae.
AUGGAGUCCCUCAAGCAUGCACAAAAUGCCGAAAAGUUAAUCAACACCGUCAAUGAACGCUCUAACCUCGCCCGACGAGCGGAUUCUUUUCAUGAAGAACGGGACGCCGAUCAAGGCAGCCAGAUCUCCCUUAAUGCUUGCAUAUGGGGGCCGCACUUCAUUGGGAACAGGGUCCGAAGCCGCUACGACCGAUCGAUGGAAGAGGUGGGCACGACCCACGAGGCCAAUAUCUUCGUGAAGAACCUGUGGGAGGGACUCGCCGAAACCUUUCCGUCUACGGACAUCUCAGACACAAAGAUCGAAGUGAUUAUCCAAACAGUCGUUCGGCAUCAACCACGCGCCGUCUUUCACGAUAGGAAACCGGGUCUGGUGUACGAUAGAGUGCUGCUUUCACGAAACCUUCCGGCUGUCAUGAGCGUAGCCAAGGAUAUGAUACGAAAGCAUUAUGGCUAUGGCGGAUUUCAUGAGCUGGACGAUCAGAGCUUGUGGUAUUGGAAGAAAAGAGUUAGAAAUGGGCUUGGUUGGGAUAUUCCAGAAGACGACAUGGCUUUGCCUACGGAGGUGCAGACGCCUGGCUGUGAAACUCACCCGCAGUGGCUUGAACUCUUCCAGCCAACGUGA